Molecule: messenger RNA, 2512 nt
Organism: Chelonoidis abingdonii (Abingdon island giant tortoise)
Lineage: Eukaryota; Metazoa; Chordata; Testudines; Testudinidae
Gene: RAB32
Product: RAB32, member RAS oncogene family
Biological process (GO): endosome to lysosome transport; phagosome-lysosome fusion
Cellular component (GO): phagocytic vesicle; trans-Golgi network; lysosome
Molecular function (GO): GTP binding; GTPase activity
Source: RefSeq, a predicted model, not a curated record
GGGUGGGGCAGAAAGUUCCCAGCGGCAGAAAGUAGCUGGGCAAGGAGAAAGUUUGCAAGAAGCUGCCCGCGCGUAGGCAGGGCCCAGCGUCUCGGCUCCCUUGCCCAGGGCUCCGCGUUGCUGAGGGCUGCGGCUGGCAGCUCCCCGGGGAGCAGCAGUUUGCGGCGGGCUCUGCUGGGCACAGGGGAGGCGGUGAGAAUGGCUGGGGGCGAAGGCGGGGGCGCCAGGGUGCCUGAGUGCCGGGAGCAUCUCUUCAAGGUGCUAGUGAUCGGGGAGCUGGGCGUAGGCAAAACCAGCAUUAUCAAGCGGUACGUGCACCAGCUCUUCUCGCAGCACUACCGGGCCACCAUCGGGGUGGACUUUGCUCUCAAAGUCAUCCACUGGGACAGCAAGACCCUGGUGAGGCUGCAGCUCUGGGACAUCGCAGGCCAGGAGCGUUUUGGUAACAUGACAAGAGUGUACUACAAGGAGGCAGUUGGUGCUUUUGUGGUCUUCGAUGUCACGAGAGGCUCCACUUUUGAAGCUGUUUCCAAGUGGAAACACGACUUGGACAGUAAAGUGCUACUUCCAAAUGGCAGCCCUAUCCCUGCCGUUCUCCUUGCAAACAAGUGUGACCAGAAGAAAGACGGCAGCCAGAAUCCCUCUCAAAUGGACCAGUUCUGCAAAGAAGGUGGCUUUAUUGGGUGGUUUGAAACAUCUGCCAAGGACAACAUCAACAUAGAUGAAGCUGCUCGAUUUCUGGUGGAAAACGUCCUUGCCAACUACAAAAGCUUUCCUAGCGAAGAGAAUGAUGUGAGCAAACUAAAACUGGACCCAGACCCUUUGAGAGCAGACAGUAAAUCACAGUGUUGCUAAUGUUACCUUUACUCUUGCAUGUAAAUGAAACAGAAUGAGCAGCAAGAUUCUUGCUCCUCAGACCAGACUGCUGCUAUGGUGCUGCAUUAAGGACAAUCCAAGUGAUGGGUUUGGUUCUCUUUGAAUUGGUGAUAUUUUUGGGUGUUUACACAUUUUUGUUUUUUGUAUAAAAUUGAAAAUGUUUUAUCAUUUAUCCUCCACUAAAAGAGCAGCUGUGUCUAGCAAUUGGUUACCUUCUUCUGACAUAAAAACAGAGUGGUGUUUACACUCUGUUCUCUAAGGAAUACAGACAACAUUCAGUAUGACGCGUAUCCAGGGUAAGCGUUAGUUCAGAGGAUGAAUAUUGUGGUGUAUUCUUGACAGAAGUUGUAGCUGAAAUAAGCACUUGCCUCUUUGCCAUGAGUGUCCUUAUACCCAUGAGCUCCCACUCCUGCUUGUCUGCCACUUCUCUCACACGUAGUACUUUGUUCCUGUUGAUUUACCCCGUAAUGGGAGGACCCUUUAACUACAGCUCUCCUGGAGUAAGUGGGUCUGUUUUCCUGAACUGGACAGGGAUAGCUGAGCAGUGGCAGGAGGUCCUAUCCUUACUUUGUCACUAAGCCCCAAUACAAGGUAAGCAUACCACUUGGCAAGUAAGAACAACCAGGGAAACAAGUGUUCUAUGUGACAUGGCUACUGCAAUGAUACCGAUGCUAGCAAGUGCAUCUCCAGUUAUUAGCUGAGCAUAGUUUACUUCAAAUACUCUUAACCAGUUUGAACCUGUAAAACACAUUCCAGCACAAAUAGCAGGCUUUUCUUAGUGUAGUUCACCCAGUUAAAAUAAACCUAAGGAAGCAUCACCCGCGUGCACAUAUUAAAACUAAUGGCCAGAAAUAAUUCAUACACUAACGCUUUGAGAUGCUAGCUUUAACUUCAUCCAGGAGAGGAUUGCCAAUAAAUAAAAAUGUUCUAGUUUUGGUUACCUGUCUUAAACUGUUUUUUGUGAAACUAGCGUACAGCAUGACUAAUUUUGAAUUACUCAAAUCUUGGUCUUGGGAUACCUUUGAUUAGUAGUGCAUGGAAAAGAGGGAUGUGUCAGAUGCAACUUAAGAUGAAUUUAAGGGUUUUUUAAAUCACUCAGAUAUAGUUCUAUUACAAAGGCUUUCACUAAUUAUAAAAAUGAAUGCAUGUAAUUCACCCAUACAAAGUGGAAAUGGAAAAUGCGUUACCAAUUUUUAUAACUAAAUAUUUUGGAAUGCUAAAAGUUCAAGUGAGGAAACUCACCUAGCUUGCUUUGCCUCCUGUUAGGAGGCUGGUUAUGUGAAGUCUUGACUUCUGCAACUCAUAAAUAUGGUCAGAAUUUGGGGGGGCAGGAUGGCUGGUGAAGAGGAUUCAUUUCUCUAGUGAUUGUGGUAAUCCUACGUUAAAUGGAACUCCUGCUUUCUCUCAGUCUCUGGAUGCUGUGUUUUGCCACGUUGUUUUUGCUUGGUCUGACAUUGUUAAAGUUUAGGUCAUAAGCCUUGUCCAUGUGUCAAAGUUAGAUGCACUGUCUUUCAUACUUUCCUAUUAAAGUGAUAGGAAAGGGUUGUCAUAAGUAUAAGCGACUUUUUAAUGAGAUGCAUACAGAUACAUUCUUUAUUUUUAAACAAUAAAUAAAAAUUCAGACACACUGUCAUUA